Molecule: messenger RNA, 3579 nt
Organism: Formica exsecta
Lineage: Eukaryota; Metazoa; Arthropoda; Insecta; Hymenoptera; Formicidae
Gene: SWIP
Product: WASH complex subunit 4
Exons: 2
Coding region: 1-3258 (1085 amino acids)
Biological process (GO): endosomal transport; endosome organization
Cellular component (GO): WASH complex; endosome
Source: RefSeq, a predicted model, not a curated record
AUGACAGAGGCACCGGCGUGGAACUCCAAGAAAGAUGAGAGCAUCUACAAGGCUGCAGGUGCCAUGCACCUACGAAAGUAUGGGGAGUUCUUUGAAAACCUGAUGGAAAAAUCCUGGAGUGGCGAUUCUAUGCUGGAGUAUAUUAUAGAAGGUCCUUUGCGUCUGGUUUACAAGGCGAACGAGAACAUUAGCAUCCUCUCCCUAGUGGAGAUGGAAAACAAGGCACUGUCCAAGCUGCUGGCAGCUGUGGCAGGAACGUGCAGAGAAAUCAAGCUGCUGAAGGUGGAAGCUGCUGGUUUCUAUGCAAAACUCUUUACACAUGGAGAGAGAUGCGUGGAUGAUGAUCUCAUUAGUGUGACUAAAUUGCUGUCCGAUCUGCAGGAUCUGUCCAUAUUUGCCAAUCGGAUGUCAACUGUGGUGCACUUGACUACGCAACAGUUAGCAAGUCUGUCUGGCGCCGUUCACGAGAUCUAUUUACCCACCCUGAUAGAAGGCUUCAUAGAUCUAUUUGUGAUCUUUAUGACUCUCGAUGAGAUUAUCGAUGCUCAACCAACAAUAGUGGAUCAGUGGAAGAAAUACAGAAUGCAUGUGCGUUCCAUGAUGCACAGUCCGUCGCAGUUCGGCGUCGCCGAGGCGAAGCUAGAGACAUUUGAUCAGCUGCUCAAGAAUUUGCAGGAGAAGUUGUUACGAAAGAAUAUGUUUCUAAAGGCAAUCGAUCAUGUGAUGAAUGUGAAUAAAGGUAUGGUUAUGAGCGAACAAAUUGUCAGCUAUUUGAAAAACACGAUUACAGAUGUAGAGACUAAACCCAAUGACCAAGCUGCGUUAAACAAAAACUGGAUAAGAGCCAACAUAGGCAUUGCAGUGGUGAUAAAGCUAUUCGGCGCUUGUGACAAGAGAUUGAUCAAGAGAGUGCUGGAGGCAAACAAAAGAUUCUAUGCAGUCACAUUGAUAGGAAACGUGAUUUGGGUGCCUAGCAGAUUCCUCAGCAACAUUGUGCCGAAAGAAACUGGCACUGCCGCGAGCCUGCAAAUAGGCGAAAAGAUUCUACAGAUGAGAACGCAAAGAUUGCCGACUGGAGUGAACAAUUUGAUACACCGAGCAAUGACCUGGUGCGUAGAGAUGCAGAGUAUCCUGACAAGGACAAAUCUUCAGGUGUCGGAUAUCGGGCAGAAACGUACGCUGCUGACGGAUUUGCUAGCUCUCUUGUCCCAAAUGCGAGAGACAGUCGCGUUUAUAACGAAUCUUCACGCUUUGCUGUCGAAACCCAUGAGUCGCAACACGGUGCAACUGAUCUGCAGAAUCGUGGAAUUGCAAAGGUCCUUGCAGACAACAUUCUAUGCGCUCGGGCCGAUCGUGGUGCAAUCGCAGGCGCAAGUGCUGCAAUAUUUAGCUUAUUACAUACUAGCAAUGCUGGAGACGGCGCGUAAGGGUCUCGUUCAGAAGGAUAAAGGCUAUAGUAGAGAACGACUGGACGCGCUAUCACUAAUAGGGCUCGGUAUGCGGCUGAUAAGCGGUCCGGCAAGCGCGGACCGGCGGCUGUUGGUGCGCUGCACGUUGGCAUGUGCCAGCCAGCUGACCGACACCUUCCGCGAGGAGGAUGUGGUGAAGUUGCGAUUCUUGCUGGACAGUUACGAUGCCGUAGCCGAGCUGCACGAGCUAGUCGAUGAUCUUGGCGACUACUCAUUAUUGUUGCAUCAUCAAAAUAUGUUACCCGCUUACCUCUCCUCUGUCGUCGACAACAACAACGGGGUCUGCCAUAUCGCUCACCUGUUCGCCGCCUUCAAUAGCGCCGUGGGCGAGCAGGAAUCGAUUGAGUUGAGGGAAAAACAUAUCGCGGAGCUCAGGGAGAGCCUGGUGAAAAACGUGCUGAAGCCAGCCUGCCAUGAAAUUGAGACCAGUCUACGACUGCAUGUGCACGCCCAUCUUAAAUUAGACUCCGCAAAUCCCUUCAACAUCGGCGCCAAGGACAGCGGCAGAGUGGUGCGCGUCCCGCCGCUGCCUUUGGCCGAAAACAUGAUCUGCGCCAAAAGGUUCGUCGAGCAUUAUCUGGAUGAUAUGUUCUACAAUCUGACAACAGUGGCUCUGCAUGAUUGGAGAACCUACCGGAUGAUGCACACGUUAGCCAGCUAUAAGAUGGGUCUGGACACGGUACAAGAUCAUCUGCCGACGCAGACCCUCGAGCAGGGCCUGGACGCUCUGGAGAUCAUGCGUAACAUACACGUGUUUGUUUCCAGGUAUCUGUACAACUUGAACACGCAGACGUUCGUAGAGCACAGCAGUGGUAACAAGCAUCUCAACACUAUUGGCAUCCGACACAUCGCCAAUUCGAUUCGCACCCACGGUACUGGUAUCAUGAGUACCACAGUGAACUUUGUCUAUCAAUUCCUACGCGUUAAGCUGCAUACAUUCUCACAGUUCCUCUUCGACGAGCACAUCAAGUCGCGGCUAAUGCGUGACAUCAGGUUUGUCCGAGCGCAACGGGAAGCGGGCGCCGUUCCAUAUACAUAUGAGAGAGCGGAGAAAUUCCAGAAGGGCAUCCGGAAACUGGGCAUGACCGCGGACGGAUUAAGCUAUCUAGACCAGUUUCGCCAGUUGAUCACACAGAUCGGCAACGCGCUCGGCUACGUGCGGCUAAUCCGUUCCGGCGGUCUCCAUGCUAGCUCCAAUGCGGUAUCCUUUCUACCGGACAUUGAGAAGACAGUGCCAUUCGAAGCACUCUGUCGCGGACUGAAUUACAGCGUCGAAACGCAGGCGGCGGCCAAACGGUUGGAAGACGACAUUGCCGAUCUCGUACGCAACUUCACCGAGGGUAUCCAGUACUUCAAGCUACUGGUGGACGUGUUCACGUCAGCGUUUCGCGAUGCCAAGUCUUAUCAUCUGCAGCAGUUCUACGCUAUCGUACCGCCAUUGACGCUUAGUUUCGUAGAUAAUUCCGUGUCGAAUAAAGAAAAGAUGUUUAAAAAGAACCAAACUGGCGCGGCCUUUACCGACGAUGGCUUUGCCAUGGGUAUCGCCUACAUCAACGCACUGCUCGAUCAGAAUGCAGAGUUGGACAGUCUGUAUUGGUUCAAGACAGUGGAACAGCACAUCGCCCAGGAAAAGCUUGCCGCCGAGGGCAAGGACGAUCACGGCGACGAAAAACUCCAGCAAACCAGAGCACUUACUCUCCAACGUCUCGCUGAGAGAAAUGCCGAAUUCCAGUUAUUGUACUAUAGUCUUUCUGGUGCUAGAGUGUUUUUCAAACAGCCUGAUACGUAAUAUGAGACAAUUGAUAUUAUUUUGAUACAUCAAUAUUGCAUUCUAUGUUCUUGGACCCGAGUUGAUUUCUUGAUCGUUAAGGGAGAAAUAAUAGGCAUAAAUCAUAAACAAUUAUAAAGAGAUAAAUAUGCAUCUAAAACUAUUUCUUAAUUUUAUUCCUAAUUUUAAGUUUGAACAGAAUUUGAAGUAAAUAUAAUGCAGUCUAGCGUCUCUUCCAAUUUUAUAUAUAUAUAAAAUCAUAGAGCACAUGUUAUUGUAAAUGACUUAGAUUCUUUACAACCAUUUUUAUAAAUAUUUUCUACAUUUACAAUAUCUUUACGA